Molecule: messenger RNA, 1371 nt
Organism: Miniopterus natalensis
Lineage: Eukaryota; Metazoa; Chordata; Mammalia; Chiroptera; Miniopteridae
Source: RefSeq, a predicted model, not a curated record
AUGCCAAGGGGCUUCCUGGUGAAGCGAACUAGACGGACAGGAGGCACGUACCGAGUGCGCCUAGCCCAGCGGGUCUUCCCCCUACCGGAGCCCCAGGGGGCGCCGCCCUUCACCCAGGAGGCUUCCAGUGUCCCCCGGCCGGAUGCGGAGCGGGCGGCAACCCCUAGCCCCGAGGAGCCCGGAGAGGGGCUGGAGGAGGAGGCGGUCCGGGAACUGUCGGGGUCGCCUUGUCGGGCAGCUGGGGUGAGCCCGGGGCGGCCCGCCGCCGGCGAACGCCGAGCCAAGGCUCCUCCGGGCUGCGUGUCUGGACCUGCGGCCGCAGGAGUCAAGAAGCCAAAGGCCAUGAGGAAGUUGAGCUUCGCUGAUGAAGUGACCACAUCCCCCGUCCUAGGCCUGAAGAUCAAGGAGGAGGAGCCCGGAGCCCCGUCUCGGGGCCUGGGGGGCAGCCGCACGCCGCUGGGGGAGUUCAUCUGCCAGCUGUGCAAGGAACAGUACGGGGACCCCUUCGCGCUCGCCCAGCAUCGCUGCUCCCGCAUCGUACGCGUGGAGUACCGCUGCCCGGAGUGCGAUAAGGUCUUCAGCUGCCCAGCCAACCUCGCCUCCCAUCGCCGCUGGCACAAGCCGCGUCCCGCCGUGGCCAACGCCGCCACGGUCUCUUCGAUUGACGGGAAGCUUCCCGCUCCGUCCUCCCCGGACUCCAGGGCUGUGGCCGCUUUCCUGGCGGAGGGGAAGGAGAACAGCCGGGCAGAGCGGACUGAAAAUCAGCACCCGCAGGCCAGGGACAGCUCCGGGGCGGAGCCGCGCGCAGACAGCGCCCCAUCCCAGGGCCUCCAGGUGUUGUCCCACCUCGAGGCACCGCUGCCUCGGGUCCCCUAUACCGAGGGGAUAUUGGGGUGUCGGCUGCCUGGGCCGGGCAGUGCAAGCGGUGUAGGGGGCCCCGAGAUCUUCGUGUGCCCCUAUUGCCACAAAAAGUUCCGUCGCCAAGCCUAUCUGCGCAAGCAUCUCGGCACUCACGAGGCGGGCCCGGCCCGCGCGCCGGCCGCAGGCUUCGGCUCCGAACGCGGUGCCUCACUGGCCUUCACUUGCCCGUUGUGCGGGGCGCACUUCCCGUCCGCAGACAUCAGGGACAAGCACCGGCUGUGGCACGCUGUCCGGGAGGAGCUGCUCCUGCCAGCUUUGGCCGGGGCAGCCCCGGAAGCUCCGAGCCCAGUAGGGGCAUCCGACGGGAGUGCUCAGCAAAUUUUCUCGUGCAAGCACUGCCCGUCCACUUUUUUCAGCUCCCCGGGGCUGACUCGGCACAUCAAUAAGUGCCACCCCUCGGAAAGUCGGCAGGUACUGCUGCUGCAGAUGCCACUGCGGCCGGGCUGUUGA